UUUGUUCACAUGUAUCUAACACUUCCAUCGGAGAAAGGCGGCUAGGGUUUUGAGUCGACCCCCUUUGGCCAUCCCAGUUUGACAAAUCAUCCUGGCCAGCCGCCGCCCACUCUAGGCUUGCCCGGUACAUCCGGGCCUCUUCCCCUUCUUCCUUGUCCGAUCUCAGCCUCUACUCCUGCUUCACUGCUAUAGCAGCACCGCCGCUCUAUGGAAUCCGCAAGUAGCACACGAAGCAUGGUGAACGGUGUGGCAAUAACCCCCAAGAAGCACAAGCAUUGUGACAACACCACUUCGGCUCCAAUGAAUAAGCAUAAGAUCUUCAUGAGAAACCAUUCAUUAAUGGCUCAAGAUGACUACCCUCAGUGCCCACCAGGUUUCGAGCUUAGCGAUGUUGGAAAAUAUACAUUGGAUAAGCUAGAAAGAAAGUGUCAUGGUAUCAAUGUUAGUGAUCCAAUGGGAGUUGUUCCUGAUACAUGUCCAUGUUGUGCGAAAGAAGGUGGUCCAUGUAAGGAAAAUGAGGGGGACGUGCCUUUUUUUAGAAUGAAGUUUGCCAAUGAGAAUCGUCUGUACUAUUUGAUCAUACCAUGUUGUGCUCACAAAAAAUUUAAUAAUAUACAAGACCGAACUAUUAAAAUAAUGUCAUCUGAAGGCAAAAUUUAUGAAGCCAGUUUGAUCAAGGUAUUUGAUAAAGUUUUGCUCGGAAGCAGUGGUUGGCAAAAAUUUGUGGCUGACCACGGUCUUGGUCGUGGUGAUGAAGUGCAUUUUCAUUUUCAAAAGAAUGAACCUCAUUUAGUCUUUGGAUUCAAGCCAAUCAAGGAUGUAUACAAUAAUGAUGAAGGACAUAAUGGGUGCGAAACUGUGCAUCCAUCAGUUCACGAUGUUUCUUCCACCAAGAAAGUUGUACAUUCUGCAACUUAUGUAUCUGAACCUUCUGCAGCUGAUGAAGCUACUUCUCAUCACCUAUAUAGCUUCAUCCAUCAGUUUUCUCCUAGUGAUGUCAAAUAUGUUCUUAAAAUCUCCAAGGCGAGGACCGAUAAAUUUCAAGUUCCUCCAAGUGGUGAGGUGGACCUGAUAAUGCGCCAUCCGCGUGUUAUCGUUCAUGGAAAGUACAAAAUUGUGAAUGGUUUAACUCAUGUCGAUGGUCGUCUAUCAGUCAACCAUGGAUGGAAAGACUUUGUCAACCAAACUGGACUGAAACCAAAUAUGGAGGUAAAGAUUGAAGCCUCGCUAAUCCAUGACAAGUUGACACUCCACAUUGGCCCAGUAUAAUUUCUUUUGAUAUAGUGUUGCUGACUUGGUCAUUUGAUAUGAAGAAACAAAAGGAAUUGAAGUCUUAUUACUUUUUCAUGAGUUGUGAUGAAAUAAAGCUCUAAAUUCAGUUACAUAUCUAUAAGUUGUGACAAGCUAUCCAUGUAAUCCUACAAUUUAAUUGCCAGUUUAUAUACUAUUAAACAGA
This is a messenger RNA of Hordeum vulgare subsp. vulgare (domesticated barley), 1456 nucleotides long. RefSeq lists its product as uncharacterized. The transcript has 7 exons. The coding region runs from base 208 to 1269 and encodes 353 amino acids. The record is from RefSeq and is a predicted model, not a curated record. Gene Ontology annotation, molecular function: DNA binding. Lineage: Eukaryota; Viridiplantae; Streptophyta; Magnoliopsida; Poales; Poaceae.